AUGGCCUUGUUCACCGGAAUCCUAUCCAGCGAAUGUUCAGUCCACGCGAGAUUUCUUCUCUGCUCGGCAUUUGCACCACUCUGUUCUGAGGACGUGUCGGGCUCAAUCAGCGCCUGUCGAUCUGUCUGCGAGAAGGUCGUCGAAGACUGUAAGGAGCAGAUAAAAACCCUUCCUGCAAACAUCGUGCUGGACUGCUCUGCAUUUCCUCUCAGACCUGAUAGACGAUUGUGUAUGAGACCACCAAAUGCUAGUGAAUUGGAACAAGAACCCCCACCACCUCCACGAUGGCCAUUUCACGAACACGAGCUCCGAGAACACGGCUGCCCUCCAGCCCAUACCAGAGCCCCCACAGGAGAAUGUUGGCCCGCCUGCGGUCAACACGCGCAAUACACAGAAAUUGAUAAACGCACCGCAGAAAUAUCGAUGAGCACACUCGCUUGGUUAUCUCUGCUCUCCACGGCAUUCGCCUUAUUAACCUUCUGCGCUGAACCAUCACGUUUCCGUUACCCAGAGAGACCUGUUGUGUGGAUGGCGGCUUGCCAUGCUAUCGUGGCAUUGGCUCACGUAGCCAGAAGCUGGUUGGGAGCCAAGCUAGUCUCUUGUUCUGGAUCUACGCUAGCUGUAGACGGGUUAGCGUCACCAACGUGUGUUGCAUUCUUCUCACUGACGUACUACUUCACGCUAGCCGCUGAUGCCUGGUUUGCAAAUGCCUGUGUUGCCUGGUACUUGACAGCAGCCAGUGAGUGGUCCACAGAAGCAUUGGAACGCGCAGCAGCGUACUUACAUGCAGUUGCGUGGGGUUGGGCUGGCGCAUGGACGGCAGCGGCUUUAGCUCUACGAAGAGUUACAGCUGAUGAAUUAACUGGAACGUGUGGGAUUUCUGAUGCCGCAGCUGCAGCGCUUAUCGGGGUUCCAAGGGGUGCUUUAUUAGUGACGUCUGUUGCCUUAGCCGUUGGGGCCUGUCCAGGUAUCAUGAGAGUACGAAGAGCAUUAGAUUCAAGAGGGGCCAAGCGUGUUGGAAGAUUAGCAAUACGCGCGGCAGCUGGAGGGUUGUUUUAUUUAUUACUAUCUGGUUUUGCUACCGGAGUCAAAGUCAUUGAAUCUCGAAAUAGAGAAAUACAGAGUAAGCUAGCGCUUUUUGCUGCUUUAGAAGCAGAUGAUAUAGAAGAAACGGCUGGAUCGAAUGGGGUCUCAGUGUGUUUAUGGCUGUCGUGUGCCCCCCCCUUGCUAAGAACUCAUCAUCCGUAUUAUAAACGACCCCUUCAUGUGUCUAGAGUGUAA
Pieris macdunnoughi is the source of this 1281-nucleotide messenger RNA. The record is from the annotation of a GenBank genome assembly. NCBI's taxonomy places the organism in Eukaryota, Metazoa, Arthropoda, Insecta, Lepidoptera, Pieridae.